AUGCAAACUUUGUAUCAGGAGAGUACGCCUUGGAUUUCGACUAAGGCUACUCAUCUGCAAAACAAACGCAAAUACACAAUCGAAAUAGUUUUACAUGGAAAAUCCUUUAGAGAUUCAUAUCUCGUAAUAAAAGAAGAGAAUCAGAUAGGAUUUUGCUUCAUUCCUAUAUGCCCAAAUGUCGAAGUAGGGUUUAUGAACGACACUCUUACAUUAAAUUUUCACGAUUACAGUAAAAUUAAGUGCGCAUUUGAAUUUCAAAAUUCUACCGAUCUUGAAUUAAUCGUUUCACACUUUAUGCGAUGUUCUAUUAUGGAAAAUAGCACGCCGGACGAGUUUUCUGCCGAAAAUAAUAUGUUUUUAAAGACUCUCGCUAUGGAAAUCGUUCCACAGUCGUCUUUGGAUCUUGGAACUACUCUUUUGACUCCAAUACCAACAAAUGCUAUUGCAAAAUCAACAUGGGAAGAGAAUUGCAUGAAGAUAAAUACACAAUUUUAUUUAGCAGCCCAAGAAAUCAGAUUUUCAUUCCUUACAUGGAACGUCGCCGGAAAGAAACCGAAAGAAGAAGUACUGGCUGAUAUAAUGAGGUGUUUUAAAGUUCCAACGGCCGUUUCAGAUAUAAUAGUCAUUGCAUUUCAAGAAAUCGAUAUGUCAGUUAAAUCCGUUGUUACAGGUAGCAGCAAUGUUUCGGAUCGCUGGACUGAUGUUGUAACUGCUGCUCAGCAACAAUUCGCUCAAUCUCAGUUUGAGUUGCUCGCAAAUGAAUCUUGUGGUAGCGUUUACAUUGCUUUACUUGCUCGUAAGAAUAUGACACCAAAACCAGUCGUUAGUCCCGUACAAAUUAUUAAAUUAGGUGCUGGUGGCAUUUUCGCUAACAAAUCAGCCCUUUACAUACCAUUCCGUAUCGGAGAAGGCAAAUUUGCCGCUGUUGCUUGCCAUCUUGCCGCUCACGAUGGUGCUUAUGAAGAACGUAACGAACAAUGGCGUCUAAUUGUUAGAACCAUUGGUGACGAUGUUGACUAUUUGCCAAUGCAAGGCGAUUUGAACUACCGUAUUGCACUUCCACGUGAUGAAGUCGUUGAACUUGCUAAUAAUGGCAAAAUUCAACCGCUUCUUGAAGCGGAUCAGCUUAAAAACCAACAGAAGAAAUGCCCAAUUAUGAAUAGCUUCAAGGAAGCUGAAAUUAAAUUCAGACCAACCUAUAAAUUUGAUAAGAAUUCAGAUGUCUACGAUACAUCACCGAAAAGACGUACUCCUUCCUACACAGACAGAGUUCUUAUUAGAUGUUCUCCACCCCGUUUCAACAUUGGCCUCUUAGAUGAACUUCAAUUUGAAACUGAUAUCUUUUUGAACCUUAUGGAGAAGAACUCGCUUGUUAAAUCAGAUAUAUUCCUUCCUCCAUCCAAGGAUCAGAAGUUUAAUUACCCAUCACCGCCAACAAACAUUUGUUAUCGAUCUCUUCGCUGUAUGUUCUCAGAUCACAGGCCAGUACACGCAGCAUAUAAAUGUGUUGUCCAUGUAGUUAACAAGGCAAGGAAGGAACAGCUCCAAGAGAUCAUAAAUUGCAAAUACAACGAAUUAAGUUUGUAUUGCGUACCAAAAGUUCAAUUAAUACCAGAUGAACUGGCAUAUAAUGACCAGAAGGAAGUGGAGAUCACAAUGAAGAACACUUCAUACGUCUGGGUUAAUUGGUCAGUGAAAAAAAUGCCUCCAGGAGUUCAUAUCGAGCCAGCUGCUGGCAGAAUCUUCGCAUGCCAGGAACAGAAGAUCAGACUGACUUUCUCCGAACAGGCACUGCUCAUGGAGCCUUUGUCUUUCGACAUUUCCUCGCAAAGACCUGUUUAUUUCAAAUUCAAAUCAAAAAUGGAUUAA
This is a messenger RNA of Trichomonas vaginalis G3, 1869 nucleotides long. Its product is annotated as phosphatidylinositol-4,5-bisphosphate 5-phosphatase protein. Gene Ontology annotation, biological process: phosphatidylinositol dephosphorylation. NCBI's taxonomy places the organism in Eukaryota, Parabasalia, Trichomonadida, Trichomonadidae. Bases 1 to 1869 code for a protein of 622 amino acids. The record is from RefSeq and is a predicted model, not a curated record. The transcript has a single exon. Gene Ontology annotation, molecular function: phosphatase activity.